This is a messenger RNA of Austrofundulus limnaeus, 2011 nucleotides long. RefSeq names its product guanine nucleotide binding protein (G protein), alpha transducing activity polypeptide 2 (gene gnat2). Gene Ontology annotation, molecular function: GTP binding; G-protein beta/gamma-subunit complex binding; GTPase activity. The transcript has 9 exons. The record is from RefSeq and is a predicted model, not a curated record. NCBI's taxonomy places the organism in Eukaryota, Metazoa, Chordata, Actinopteri, Cyprinodontiformes, Rivulidae. Gene Ontology annotation, cellular component: photoreceptor outer segment; photoreceptor inner segment; heterotrimeric G-protein complex. Gene Ontology annotation, biological process: adenylate cyclase-modulating G protein-coupled receptor signaling pathway; detection of chemical stimulus involved in sensory perception of bitter taste. The coding region runs from base 195 to 1247 and encodes 350 amino acids.
GUGAAAGCCUGGUGAAUUCAUUUUGAGCCUCGGAGCCGUUCCGUCUAACCAAGACAGGCCAGGAAGGCUCAGGUCCAUCCUUUCCAAUCGCCUUUCAGCACAAUCAGUGCUGCUCCCAGUUUCUCUGAAGGUGCCCCCUGAGAGCUGUCAAAAUUUCUAUCAUCGAGGAUCUUGAAGCGGCGGAGGAAGAAAUCAUGGGUGCAGGAGCCAGUGCUGAGGACAAAAAGUCCAAGGAGCUGGAGAAGCAGCUCCAGGAGGAUGCUGAUAAGGAGGCUAAAACAGUCAAACUGCUGCUGCUCGGUGCUGGUGAGUCAGGGAAAAGCACCAUUGUAAAACAGAUGAAAAUUCUCCAUCAAGGUGGUUACACGAAAGAGGAGCAGUUGGAGUUUCGAGCAAUCAUCUACGGCAACAUCCUGCAGUCUGCUCUGGCUAUCAUCAGAGGCAUGGAGAUGCUUGGAAUCGACUUCGGCGCGUCCUCUGCACAGGAAGACGCACAGAAGCUGCAGAACCUGUCAGACUCCAUCGAAGAGGGAACGAUGCCCCCCGAGCUGGCUGAUGUCAUCAAGAAGCUGUGGAGGGACUCUGGUGUGCAGGCCGCCUACGAAAGAGCUGCUGAGUACCAGCUGAACGACUCUGCUGGCUACUACCUCGGUGAAAUGGACAGAAUCUGCCAGGCGGACUACCUCCCCACUGAGCAGGACGUGCUACGGUCUCGAGUCAAAACAACCGGUAUCAUUGAAGAACAGUUCUCCUGCAAAGAGCUGCACUUCAGGAUGUUCGAUGUGGGAGGUCAGAGGUCAGAGAGGAAGAAGUGGAUCCACUGUUUUGAGGGCGUGACCUGCAUCAUCUUCUGCGGAGCUCUCAGCGCGUACGACAUGGUGCUCGUAGAGGAUGAUGAAGUGAACCGUAUGCACGAGUCCCUCCAUCUAUUCAACAGCAUCUGCAACCACAGGUUCUUUGCUCUGACAUCCAUCGUGCUUUUCCUCAACAAGAAGGAUCUCUUUGAAGAGAAGAUCAAGAAAGUCCAUCUGAGUAUCUGUUUCCCCGACUACGACGGCUCCAACACGUACGAAGAUGCCAGCAACUACAUCAAGACACAAUUCUUGGAUCUGAACAUGAAGAAGGGUCAGAAAGAAAUCUACUCCCACUUGACCUGUGCCACAGACACGAAGAACGUCGAGAUCGUGUUCAACGCCGUGACGGACAUCAUCAUCAAAGAAAACCUUAAAGACUGCGGUCUCUUCUAAGCAGCUGCAGAGUUAAGAAAGAGAGCUCUUUUUUGACCCCGACACAUUGGCAUAAAGAAAAAAAAAGCGAUGGAGCCCAGAGGACCCUCAGACUGUUGUGUUUAUGCUGUCGUCUCCAUGCCAAGCGGCGGUCCUCAAAAAGCUCCGACAGCAUCAGCAUCGACACCCCCUCCCUCACCCACGGCUGAUUCYUGCAGCGCUCCGCACAUCCGGUUUGAUAGAAACAAACGCUGAAGUCACUACACCAACACUGAAUUUCCACUUUUCUACAGGAUAAACUGUUUUUCCCCCUCACAUCUUAAGGCUUGAAGCUCCAAAGAUGAUGAUUUUAAUAACUAAUUUAAUUCAGUCAGGAGAAACAAAUAUCUGAAUAGCUACAUUGCAAUCUUUUAUUUGUUUUUCAGAACUCUAGUUUCUGUGGUUUUGRCAUUUUAAUCUGAAAAGUCGCUGAGCAAAAUAUCUCAAAUAAUCCUGGUACCCGCAGCAUAAUCCAAAUUACAAACCCAAUUGUGCAUGUAUCUAAUCUAAUCGCAUUAGUGUUGAAUUCACUUAACAUUUUGUUGUGAUAAAUAACUCUCACCUCUCUGAACAUGGUAGAGAAGCUUUGUAAAUAAGAGUAGAUAACUUAUAUUUGAAAUAAUAAAUUACAUGGAAGCGUAUGAGAGAGACACUAGAGGGUUGAUGCUUUAUCGUGAAACAUGACUGAAAAAUCUGCUGUGUUCUUUCUUAUAGUAGAGGCAUGAAAUAAAGAUGCAUUAACUUCA